Messenger RNA from Arachis stenosperma, 1368 nucleotides. RefSeq lists its product as uncharacterized. The coding region runs from base 1 to 1368 and encodes 455 amino acids. The transcript is spliced from 2 exons. Lineage: Eukaryota; Viridiplantae; Streptophyta; Magnoliopsida; Fabales; Fabaceae. The record is from RefSeq and is a predicted model, not a curated record.
AUGCACUACCAAGAUAAGCUUCUUUUGGAUGCCGCAAGUGGAGGAUCAUUGACAAAAAACAAGACCGCAGCAGAAGCGUGGGAAGUUAUAUCGGACCUAGCAGACUCUACUCAACACUCUAGGGCUAUAAGUCCACAACCAAAAGCUGUGAGCAAGGGUUCUCCCUCCGGGGAUGGUAUUUUGACUAAGACCCUUAGUGAGAUGACAAUUUUGUUGAGGCAAAUCACCCAAGGGCAACAAAUCCCUCAAGCUUUGAUAAAUGCCCCACCUCAACCUCCUAGGACCGAAGGACCAUCAAGGAUAUGUGGUGUUUGUUUUUGUACUACUCAUUACACCGAUGAGUGUCCUCAAAUCCAAGAGGACACUACAUUGGCGGUUGCUAACCCCUACCCACAAAGACCGAAUUACAACCAAGGACCCUACCCACAUGGAGGAAGCAUAAAUGCCAUUAUUCUUAGGAGUGGUACUAAGUUGGAUAAGAAUGUGGCUAUACCUUCAAAGUUGAAUGAGGAGACAAACAAUAAGGAAGUAGGAGAUGAAGUAGAGGUGAUGAGGAGUGAAUAUGAAAAUAUUGGUGAAGAUGAAAAAGAACCAUCGAAGGUCAAGGAGCCAAAGAGAAAGACCUUGCUUGAAGAGCCUUUGCCCAUCCCCUUCUCGACUAUAGCUAAGAAAGCAAAGAAGAAAGAGGAUAUUGACCCCACUGUGGUGGAAGUUUUUGAGAAAGUUGAGGUUACCAUCCCUCUCUUUCAAGCCAUUCAACAAGUGCCGAAAUAUACCAAGUUCCUCAAGGAUAUUUGCACUCACAAAGACAAGCUUGGCAACCUCAACAAAAAGCUGGUAGAUGACUAUAUCUCUUCUUUACUUCCUGAAAAAUGCAAUGAUCUCGGCCCAGGUUUGGUCAGUUGUUUGAUUAGUGGGACUAAGUUCAUGGACUGUAUGUGUGAUUUCGGGGCGUGUGUGAACAUUAUGCCACUCCCCAACUAUGAGAGAUUGAACUUAGCACCUCUUAAAAGAUCCGUGGCGAGGUUUGUGUUAGCCGACAAGAGUAUUGUGUCAGUUGUGGGAAAUGUAGAGAAUGUAAUUGUCAAUAUUCAAGGAUUGAACUUUCCAGCUGAUUUUCACAUCUUAGAGACCCCUCCCAUUGACUCAACCAAGCCAUCAUCAAUACUCCUUGGACGACCAUUCUUGAAGACGGCCCGUUUCAAGUUAGAUGCACACUCGGGAGUCUAUUCUUUAGAGUCGGAUGGCAAGUUAGUCAAGUUCACCUUGGAGGUGUCUGACAAGCCCAUUCAUGGAGCUUACUAUAUUUUUGAAUGUAACAUAGUUGAAGACAAAGUGAGUGAAGAUGGCAAGGAGCAAGGAAAAUAG